AUGCUCUUCAGCACCACAACUGACAUUCGGAGAGUCCUAUUCAACUCAUCAGACAACCUAGAAGUCGUUUUACCUGUGCGUGGUCUGACGGAUGUUCGUGCUAUUGAUUAUGAUGUCAAUAGUCACCUCAUCUACUGGAUCGACAGUGCAGCGAAACAAAUAAGACGCUCUUUUCAAAAUGGUAGCAAUGCUAAGACGAUAGUCCUUGGAGAAGAUUCCUCGCCUUACGAUCUGGCUAUUGACUCAUACGGACAACAGCUGUUCUGGACAGACAGUGUGAAAAACAGCAUAAACGUUUAUAGCUUAAGAAAAGGGGUGUCUAUCGGUGUGGUCUUUCAUGAGAGAGAUGUGCAUCCACGGUCUAUUGUGCUUUAUCCAGAGAAGGGGUGAGUGAAUUCUUUUUAAUGCUGUUUGAUUUAUUUUAUUUUAAUUGGUUAGUAAUCCCCUUAGCAAUGGGCUAGAUUUGCUAGAUUGCCGAAUACCAGGCCCAAUAAAUAUCUAACUUAAAAAGCUGCUCCCGUAGUCCCACAGUCGUUCGAUUUGUAUAAUAAAUUCUGAUAUCGUCUGCGGGACUGUGUGAGCGCUCAUUUUACUUCGGCAUAAUACAACACGACUGCCGGACUGCAGGCGUAGUUUUUCAAGUGAGAUAUUUAGUGGGCCGGGUAUUCUGCAAUCGCUAUUUCUUUCCACAUAAACCAAUAAAAAAAUUGAUUCUAAUCAGUUUUUACCCUUUUCAGACAAAUGUUCUUUACCAAUGAAAAACCGGAGAAGAAAUCUAUCGUGCGUGCAACAAUGGCUGGUGCGCACAAGUUGACACUCUUCAGCGCGGCAUCCCCGCGGGAUUUGGCAGUGGACAAGGUGAGAAACAGACUUUACUGGACGGACACUACAAUGAAAAGGAUUGAGUAUGCCGAUCUCACAGGUACAGGUUCGCUCUUAAAUUCAUUAUAUGAUUGCCACUCUUAUGUACGUUGCAUAUUUUGUCAAACAAACAAACAAAACCAAAACAAAUAAGUCACUUAGAUUAGAACCAGUGACAAUAAACUAAGUUUCCAGUGGUUGGCAAAAUUGAAACGUUUUAGUUCAGAAACGUGUGAACUUUCUUGGUGUGGUCAAAAGGGAAGCAAGAAGAAAGAAAAAUGCACGGUUAUUUUAAAUUUUUCAGUAGUGGUUUUCUUCUUUUUAAAAGGCCAAUUUUCUGUUGCUAGUGCUUUUUAAAGUGCUACUACGAUCAAAUUUGGGAAUUUGUUUUUGAUUACAUAUUUCGAAAGUGUAUGUAAAAGUGACUUACCGUGCCAAGUUUGGAGUCCAAAUAUGAUCUGGAAGUGUGUUUAUUUGCACGGCAAUUUUCGUAAAUGUCUUGCCGCCAUUACUCGAUUCAAAAAAUGACCGGGAGUAGUAUUUGAAGGAGUUGGGGCGAGAUGUGACGUAGAAACAUCAACGCGGCAAAACAAGGCAAACAAACGUGGCUAAUUUCGCAUGCAGGACGGGAUAUUUAUCUACUUAGUCUCCUUUAACAACGUAGUCCGCGUUCAACUGCGAAAAAAAAAUAUUAACAUGUUGACAAGGUCAUUUUUUGGCGACCAUUUUCUUAACGUGUUACAUGAAAGGAGAUCUUGAUUAAAAUAAGGGCUUAGGGAACUGCACCCUCUUCCUCUUAUUUUCAGCCCUCUUCUCUUGAUGUCGAUGAGAACUUCCCGCGAGUUUAAAGUGAACGCCAACAACAACAGUUACAGUUAAAGAACUAUACUAGUACUUGAAUUGUGUCUUCAGUAAUUAACACAUGUAGCUCACAGUCGAAUAAAUAUACCUUACAGGAAUGAACCGGGCCACACUGAUAGAGACAAAUGUGUUACAGCCUGUUGGCUUAGCAGUCCAUGGAAGUUAUGUGUACUGGAUAGAUCGUGAGUCCCGCAAUGUCAUGAAAAUCAGGGAGGAUGACGUUCGUGGCCAAACGGUGCAAGCAGCUAUUGAUGAUUUAUCUGACAUGAUUGUCGUUGAUACACUGAAAACAUUAGGUGUGAAAGUUCUUUCAUUUUACACUUCUUCUUGAUGGCGAUUUGUUAUAAUUCAAGUGGUUAUAAAUAAGGAUUGUAUCGUAGUAUUUGCUGGUCAGUAUGUAGGGUGGCUUUGAGGGCUUAUACGACGUGCAGGACGACGACAACGACAGCGUAAAGAAAAACUUAGGUUUGAUAAGCCAAACAACCACUUUGCUCGGAUCACUCCGUUUGGUGCAUUUUUUACCGCCCUCUGUACAACUAGGCCGUUAGAUUACUACAUGCAAUGCGAUGUAGGUAUUUUGGGAAUUAAUCAUACGAUGCGAAGUAUUCCUUUCUCUUUGCGAACUUUGUUGCGGCACCUAACAAACAAACUAUAGGAAAAUACGCCAACAUUUGGCUUGAGUGCGGUGUAAAGUUUGAACGACCGGAAAUUCACGUUAUUAGUGAGCUUAAAGGGGCUGUGUCACGGCAGUCCAGUUCAUUUUGUUUAAUUUUGCCAAUUACUCGCCCUCAAUCGCUAUGGAACUGAAAGUAAGCAAAGAAAUUACAUGUAAAUGACAAAAUCAGAGACCCGAGGCAAACAUAUAUGUCUCCUGAGCAUUAUUAUUGAAGUUGCAAGCGGUAGGGAUCAUCUUUGGAAAACUGUUAGGCUGAACAGUUUUCAAAAAUCCUAAUUUCAAUCCGUUUCAGUCUUCUUCAAUUUUGCCCUUCCGUGACAUCUGUUGUUUCUGUUAUGUUAUUUUAACCUUCCUUUAACGUUUUAAGCGGUUAUUUUUAUGUUUCUCUUAAUUUAACGGGCAUUUUGUAAUUUCCUAAUUUGGCUGAAUUUCGUGACACAGCUCCUUUAAGCAAAGACGUUCUUGAGCGACGCACGUCAACCGGAAGCUAGCGGUCCUUUUUCAUCUUUGGUCGGUGAUCUGCCCAAAUUUUUGGACAAAUUGUCUCUAUAAUAGUAAAGACACUUAGAAAUAAAAGUUUGGUGGCGUCAAGGUGCUUUAAAAUGAAAAAAAAGACCUCACUUGCGGUAGUCUGCUACACAGCCGUUUUUAGUGUCGUCACGCAACGCUCCUCCCCACUAAGCGUUGCGUGACGACACUAAAAACGGCUGUGUAGCAGACUACACUUGCGGUUGACUUGCGUCGCUCAAAAAGGCCUUUGCUGAAGCUCCCUAUCAAUGCCGUUUUCUCUUCCGUCGCCGUCGUCCUGUUGAAGCUAUCAAGACAAUACAUUUGCUUGAUUAAUUCGCUUACGUUACAAUAAACCGCUUGAGGGAAUACUUUAAAACCAGUUUGGUUGCUCUAACAGGUCCAAAGGAAAACAUUAAUAAGUCACGUUAUCAAUUUUUGCAGCACUGCAUAAUCCAAGAAUUCCCCUUGUGGGGUCACGUGGGGGAAGUUUCCUUGUUACAGUCAACGCCCGAUAACUCGAAACUUCAAGGGAAAUCAAAAGGGGCUCGAGUUAGCGGGAGUUCGAAGCAAAUAACCGGAAAUAAGAAAAUGGGAUGGGGAAUGAAUGCAAGUAACAUGCGCACUUCAAAACUUGAUUGAUACACAAUGCUGGACACUGCAUUUAAACUGGACUGACUAAAUAGCAAAGACAAAGACCAUAUGGUUGUUAAAAUAAUUUCAACAUUUCGGACUGCAGUACACUUGUGUUUUCGACUUGUCAGGCGUUAAAACAUGGUUAAGUUAUCGAGGGUAAAUAUCGAGGGUAAAACGUGGGAUUUGACUUGGCAUAUUUAUUAUUAUUUAGUUUCGUACCACACGGCAUGUGCGGGAACCCUCGGAUAAAAUUGCCAACAAAAAGUUUGUUACAACAUACGCUACAAUUACAAACGCGCGCGCAGAAUUUGAAUCAAAAAACUAUUGCGUGAUAACGGAAGAUGUAAAGCUGCUAAGAAGAAAUUUGCGCGCGUGCCUGUAGGAAGUUACAAGUUUGUUUCGCUUGUUUAAGCUUGCCAGAUCGGGUCUGCAAAUGAUAAAAUAUUUUUCCCACAUGCACAAAUUACAGCGAUUUGAACCGGGAUUCAAAGAUUUGAAGCGAGGGUAAAUUCAUAGAGAAAUUAUCUGAAGGGAAACAAAAAUUUCUUCGAAUUAGCGGGAAAUUCGAGUUUCCGAGGGUAAAAUUGUAGUAAAUGUGUGAAGGAAAUCCAGGGGAUUUUUCGAUUUUGGUUCGAGUUUGCGCAAGGUUCAAAUUAGCUAGGGCUCGAGUUAUCGGGAGUCGACUGCAGCUUUAGUCAAUCAUAGUGAGCCUAGCUACCUUACUGGUACUUACGCGGGUGGACAGUAUUUGGCAGGGGUUUAUUUGCGCGAUUUCAAGAGGCAAAUCUGAUAUGAUAAAAAUGGCGAAAUUUCACGAUUUAAGCGUCCUGAACUUUAUUUAAUUUUGUAAAAAGUUUAAACUUUUUAAAAUAUCCAGCUAAACUGGAACAAGCAACGUGUAAAAUGUUUUCAAAUGAACGUUAAUUUACUAAUUACAACUAAUGUCGAUACAUAUCAUUUAUUUUUUUGCUAUUACAAGUUGAAAGGUUUUUUCUAUGAAAUUUGAGUUUUCUGCUUAAAUUUCGCGAUUUUUUUUACAAUCGCGACAGACGCGAAAUGAAAGACCCACGAAAUUAAGUACCAAUAUUUCGUAUAUAAACUGGAACCUAGUUUUGUUGGUCGUGAUGGACGGUGUAAUGGUUGUUGCGUUUGGUUUGUGUAGUUCACCACCCUUGUUUCAUGAAGCGUUGUUCCCAUAUCUGCUCUGUUGGUGUGCAUGGACAUGCUCAGUGUUCUUGUCCCAUGGAUGUGAUUCUUCCUGAAAACAAUUCUACUUGCAGAGGUUAGUUGUCUUAUCAGUACUUUGAGUGACAAUUUAAGAAGUGAAAUGAUUUACAAUAAAGAAAGGAGCACUAUUAAUUUUACUGUUUGUAACUAACUGAACAGUGUUUUACCACCUGCCUUUUAAGACAGUGAAAAGUUGCUGCCAAAAUGUAUGAAAUUUAUCAAGAAAAUUAUUCUUUAACAGCUUCGAAGACGUGUGAUCCAGAGCAAUUUACUUGUUCCAACGGACAAUGCAUCCCUCAAGGCUGGAUCUGUGAUGACAGCGAGGACUGCAAUGAUGGUUCCGACGAACAAAACUGCCGUAAGUCCCUUUACUAACGUUUUCUACCGGGAAUGAUUUCUUUGAAUGUAGGAAUACCUUCGGUUAAGCGGAGAUCCGUGUGACCCUCGCUUAUGCCCGGUUAAUAGAGAUGUCCUGUCAUUGCAAUUUUGUCGUACAGAAAAUGAGGGGGAACGUUUUGGAAUUUGAGACCGUGUCCGCUAAAUUAAUUCGGUGUCUGUUUAAUAAAUGUUUAAUCAAUCAAUCAGCCAAUCAAUCAAUCAAUCAAUCAAUCAAACUUUAUUUAACGGGCACGUAAUACAGUCGACUCUCUCUUGACGGACACCUCUAUAAGACGGACACCUUCCUUAAAAAGGACACCUAGAGUUGGUCCCUGCCUUUCUUUACUCCCUUUAUUUGACUCUCUAUAAGACGGACAUCUCUCUAAGACGGACACUUACCGCCGGUCCCAAUCUGUCCCCCAAUCUGUCCGUCUUAGAGGGAGUUGACUGUAGUGGAAAAAAACACUAACAAACUUGUGGCCCUCACCUAUGGGAUAGAUUAUUACGGUUGUGUUUUCACUAGGCCGAUUUACUAGCUAAACAUUCAUUACAGGGUUUUGUUUAGGGACGGACCAUUAGAAAACUUAGUGGGGAGGGGGGGCGAAGUACAAAAACAUAUUCGCUCAAGGAAAAAUUAAAUGAAGAAAAAUUCAUGGCCUAAAAAAUUUAUACAAGGAAUCUGAUGACGUAAAAAAAAAGCUGCGGCUCAAAAAUUCCCCACCCACCCACCCAUAGCUUUUCUCAUGGUCCGUCCCCUGCAAACCGACUUUUACUAUUUGAACGUGACAACUGUUUUCACUGUGAAAUUUAACCCGCAAUCUAUGCCGCUAAUUCAGAGGAUUCAAAUAGCUGAAAGCUCGCCAUAAUAAAAAAUGGCGGGGGACGAAGCGCUUGUAAUGACUUCUCUUGUGAUUACUUUCGCCUUUUUUUGCAAAGGAGAAGGAGUUUUAUUCAGCGAAUGAGGCUUAUGUCUCGCUGCUUGAAUAGGGAGACGGAUGAGGCAUAAAUGGUAGUGGAACUACUUUAAAAACUUGCGAUGGGUUGUAAUCAAGAGCCAUAAUGGGACAGAGACGGAAACGCCCAGUCUAGCCCUUGGGAUAUGUGAAUUUCACCAAACGUAUUUUUAGACUAAUUAAACGCUUAAAUUAAUCGGAAAUUGGUUUCCCGAGAGGUCCGCAAACUUUUAUUCAGCGCUGUCAAGUAAUAAUGGCGUCCCGCGUGGAGGUGCGUUUCAUCAACCAAAGUGAUUUUGUAAAAAAAGGAAAUGGUUUUCUCUUAAAAGGUUGUCCCGAUUGGGAGCUAGAUUCCUCGAUUUCGUUGGAAAUGACUGAUUUCCUAGAUGAUAUAUCAGUUUGUUUAUUAGGAGGAAUUGAAGUCCGCGGACAGCGAUCCUGUUCAUGAAAUUUCAAUUUCGGUACUGGAACCUCCGCAGGAAGAAAUAAAUAACAGCAAAAGGCAAACGGAGGAGUGGCAAUAAUCGUCGCACAAAACAAUCCAAGAGGCCAAACGUCAAUUCCAGUGAAGCGACGUCGACGCUCGAUUCGAACGAAAACGCUAAAAUGCAAGCAAAUCACAGCAGAAAUCAAAACAGGAAAGCAGCAGAGGUGCUAACAAAAAGAGGACUAGAAAGUAAACUUCCCCCAUGUGUCAGAACUUCGUAUCACAACAGCUCUAACAAUAAGUCAUGAAAAACUUUGAAACCAAUCAAAAGCAAUGGCUAAUCGAAGAAAUACUCGACCCUCAGAACGUUGUAUCUAAAACUUGUUUCUUCAGUGGCAGAGGACGCAAACAAAACCCGCCAAGUUUAUUUGACGUUCGAUGUUGUGGGCCCAGCGUGUCAAAACAUUGUAGGAAACCAUCACAUUCGCGGACUAAAGAAAAUCGCUUUUAGUUAUUCAGAUCCAGGAGGCACUUUGGAGAAAAUUAAACAACCUAAAACCUUAUUUAGCUGCAACAAACAGCGUUAGUUUUGGAUCAGAGGGCCAAUCCUGCAGACCAGAAACAAAACCUACAGAAAAUCAAUAUGUGUCAUGACCUCGCAAUGUGAAACAAGCGGCAAAAAUCACAUUUGUUAAAUCAAAACUUAGAACCCUCCAGAGCAUAAUCUACCCACCAGAAGGAAAAAACUUAUUGGAACAAGCAGCAUCAUUUUAAGCACUGAAAUGUGCUCAUCAGGCUCAUCUUAAUAUUGAUGCCGAAAUCUAGACGCCUGUAACUCUCACUCGAAAAGGGUCAUCUUCAAUAUGCAACAGUCGAUCGCCAUCACAAUAUUCUGCUUUGUUUGCUUUAAGGCAGUCACGUGUGGACUUGAUGAUGCUUCAAACAAUCGAUUAAAAUGAGCGGACGUCCCAGGAAUUAGAUUUCCGUUUAAUUACAACCUCUGAAAAUAACUUUAGUGAAAUUCACAUAUCCCGGCCAACGCCCUAAGAUUCUCUCUUUGUCCCAUUAUGGCUCUUGGUUGUCAUGCGGUAAAUGGUUCUGUAAACGGGCACUCUGAAAAAGAUAAGGACCUGGCCAAAGAACUGGAGAAUCUAAGGGGGUCAGUGGGAUUGUAAAUCGAAAAAAAUGAUUGUUGGAAUCGUUUGCCAUGUUGAAGUCGGCGUUGCUAAAACGAGGGUAAGGGUGAGGGAGAGGGAAGGGUAAGGGUACGGGUGGAGGGUGAGGGUAAGGGUGAGGUUAGGGUGAGGGAUUGCUAUUAUAAGAAAAAAAAACAAGGAAAAUAUAACAGCUGUGCAACAAUCGAGUUAUGGAUGCACGCAGGAGUUUGCUAAGCACUCAACAAGCUGGAGUUGCUCUCGGCUACUCCUCGAGAUAUUUCUUCGUCAGAGAAUCUGUGUGGUUAUUAAAACUAAGCUCCUCAUCAAUUUCAAGUCCCAAUAACUUAACGCUAUCAACUUGCUCUAGUCGAGUCCCAUUUAACUCAAUAUUGAGCUGUUUUUCCUUGUGGUAAGCUUUGAGUUCAAACUACUUUUACUGAUAAGUAUUGUCUAGGUCUUUGAAGAAUUUAACGGCAAUUGAUGGCUGUGGCCCUGUCAUCAACAUUCUAGACCUCACGAGAUAACGUAUCUUCCAGCUCCUCGAUACACUUAUACUCUACUGAUCAUAUUAAAGUUGUAUCGUCGGCAAAUAGAUCUACUUGAGUAUUUAAGUAUAGGGGCUGGUCUUCAAAAAAGAUCACAAACAAAAGAGGUCCUAAGAUAGAGCCUUGGUGUACCCCUGAUGUGAUGAUCCUUGUGGAUGAGUGACUCUUAAAUGUAACAUACUGCAAUUGCGAUCGUUAAGAUAACAUCUGAACCAGGCUAAGGCACUGGGAUCCAGCCUAUACACUUCAAGUUUAGUAAGGGGAAUCGAAUGGUCGACCAUAUAAAAUGUUUUUUGUAGUCGACUGUUACAAUUCCAUUGACUCGAUCACAGUUCAAAUUAAAUUGGAGGGAGUCAAUUAAAUUAGCAAGUGUAGUCUCUGUACUGAGGUUUUUUCUGAACUCUGUUUGAUUGAUAUAAAUAAGGUCAUCGUUGAACAGAUAAUUUGAUUAACAAUCGUGCACAUGCCGUUCUAUCUCCUUGGAGAGCAAUUACUCGUACAUGUAAUACGGAAAUAGGGUGGUAGUUGUUUACAUCACACAGUCGAUCAGCCUUACGCAAUGCAGUCACCCUGACGUUUUCCACAGUGAUGGAAAUUUAACUGGCGAGAUCGCCUGUAAUUCGCUUAAAACUAAAGUUGAUAUAUUCGUAUAACAGACGCAACCUUUGUUAGAUUCUCAGAAGAAGGUUGAAAUUAAAUGACAAAUCUCACUUUGGAAUUUGAUCCCUCAACAGCAAAAUGCCCUAAAGACGAGGUAAGAUGUGAUGGAGGAAAAUGCAUCAGUGUGACGAAGCUUUGCGACGGUAACACCGACUGCGAGGACGGCUGGGAUGAGGAGCAGGACAAUUGUCGUAAGACUGAAGCUUCAGAGUCAUUGUCCCUUUAA
Porites lobata is the source of this 9114-nucleotide messenger RNA. NCBI's taxonomy places the organism in Eukaryota, Metazoa, Cnidaria, Anthozoa, Scleractinia, Poritidae. The record is from the annotation of a GenBank genome assembly.